GCAUCGGUAGAUUGAGACCAUGACAUAUCUUUGCUGUGAGACACUGGAUGAAAACUACUCCUUCAUCUGUUGAUUAAUCACAUGGGGUUUUAUAUUUGAUUAUUCGGCAUUUGCUGAGUAGUCUCCUGACAAAGACAAAGGACUUGCAGUUUCACAUCUACAGAGUGAAAAUGAGUUGCACAAAAGUGCUCCAUGCAUUCAAUGGUCACCCCAAGCCCUCUGUUACCCCAGCUGACCUCGCCAUGCAUCUGUGCCUGAGCCAAGGCCAGCCUCUUUAUCAACUACUGGCCAUGAAACCCAGAAAACCUAUUUCUCGGUCUACAGACUAUACACCAAAGAGAAGCCCUGACUCUCCACCACACUCCUUGUCUUCAUCCUCAUCACCCUCCUCUUCCCCUGGGUUCUCACAGCCUCGGAGCUGUAUCCGCAAGAAAAGUGGAAAGUGGCAGAACAAGAAACACGUGAUGUUUGCAGAUGCCAAGGGGCUAGCUCUCACUACUCUCCAUCUAUUCAUCCCUGAGCCCUCGCCUCCUCCUGCAACAAUGGUGCUAAACCCCACCCAACCCAAAGUGCAAUGCCAGCAGUCGCCCUCCAUGAAAACACAGCGCUACAAAUUGCGGCUGGGUUUCCCUCAACCAACACUGGACACUAAAGCCUUCCUUGCACGCCUACAAGAGACACAGAUACAGUUGGAAAGCUGCAGCGUGUCAGAAUACUCCCUAAGUGGUAAAGUGUGCAUCUGCAGCACCAGCAUUGAAAAUACUGUGUACCUAAGGAUGACCUAUGAUUCUUGGCGGAACUAUCAUGACAUUCCCUGCACCUUCCUGCAGCAACAUUAUAGGGGUUUAAAUAUGGAUGUAUUUGCCUUUGAUGUAGCCUUACCCCACAAUCUGAAACCAAAUGACCGAGUGGAGUUUUGUGUGUUCUUCAGGCCCAGUGCUAGUGGGAUUCCACUCUGGGACACCAACAGGGGACAGCACUACAGGCUGUGCAUCGAAACAGACCGGUCAAGGAACAGCCAGGCUUCAGCCACCAAUCGUAGCCCCUCACAAAUGAUCCAUCGGCCAUCCUCUUGGCCUUUAUACGCAUCCCUCAAUGUGAAGAACUCUGCUGAUCUGUCCUCAGACAAAUUUGUCAAGCAGAGCUGGGGCUGACGAGGACACUGCCCCCUCCUUUCUAGAACACUGGAAGCCUGACUUUUUAGUCAGGCUUUAGUUAGUCGUUACCCUGUCUACAGCACCAUGUGGCUGUGUAAAAUGUCCAUGUGACAUGCUGCAGUCUUACUGAACAAGUUAUUUAAGAGAGAAAGUAUUUGCUCUCUGACAGACAUUUUGAAUUUAAACUUUCAACCUUCAUUGCUGUCUGAUCCAUAAUGUGUCGUUAAUAGCUCACCUUCAAGUGCUCAAAUACGCUACUAAAAUGUGAAAUGAAUGUUGCACUAUUUAUGACAAAUAAAACCAACUGCUGAAUGUA
Molecule: messenger RNA, 1473 nt
Organism: Myripristis murdjan (pinecone soldierfish)
Lineage: Eukaryota; Metazoa; Chordata; Actinopteri; Holocentriformes; Holocentridae
Gene: ppp1r3c2a
Product: protein phosphatase 1 regulatory subunit 3C2, duplicate a
Exons: 3
Coding region: 171-1154 (327 amino acids)
Biological process (GO): regulation of glycogen biosynthetic process
Cellular component (GO): protein phosphatase type 1 complex
Molecular function (GO): glycogen binding; protein phosphatase 1 binding
Source: RefSeq, a predicted model, not a curated record